AUGACCAGAAGAGCAGCUGAUUCGCCCAUCCCAGACAAGCCUGAGGAUCCUUUCCCGUUGGUGACGGACUACUGUGAUAUAGUUGGUGGAUUUGGUCGCGGAUCGGCUGAACUUGGUAUUCCGACUGCAAACAUCCCGGUCAAUCAAUUGCCCAAAGCCAUCAAUGAUCUGGAAUUGGGCGUGUAUUUUGGGUUUGCCAAAUUGAGACCAGUGGACCAUGGAGAGGAGGUUUUUACCAGAAAGAACGGUGCUAAAGUGCUUAUGAACUACGGCCGUAAUCUGGACAGGCAAAACGGUGAUCUAGAUCCCAUGCCAGUGGUUCUCUCUGUCGGCAAGAAUCCAUUUUACGGCAACGAUUUCAAGACCGUAGAGCUACAUAUCAUUCAUGAGUUUAAAGACUCGUUUUAUGGUGCCCAAGUUAAAUUCAGCAUACUAGGCCACAUUAGACCAGAGCUAAACUACACCACUAAAGAGGCAUUGAUAGAGGACAUUAACAUUGACAUUCUCACAGCCCUAGAGGCCCUGGAGAUGGAUAGCUUCAAAGUUUAUCGAUCCCAACUGGCGGAUUGA
Messenger RNA from Torulaspora globosa, 570 nucleotides. RefSeq names its product riboflavin kinase (gene FMN1). The coding region runs from base 1 to 570 and encodes 189 amino acids. The record is from RefSeq and is a predicted model, not a curated record. NCBI's taxonomy places the organism in Eukaryota, Fungi, Ascomycota, Saccharomycetes, Saccharomycetales, Saccharomycetaceae. Gene Ontology annotation, cellular component: mitochondrion. Gene Ontology annotation, molecular function: riboflavin kinase activity. The transcript has a single exon. Gene Ontology annotation, biological process: FMN biosynthetic process; riboflavin biosynthetic process.